Nematostella vectensis (starlet sea anemone) is the source of this 903-nucleotide messenger RNA. Its product is annotated as collagen alpha-2(I) chain-like. The transcript has 4 exons. The record is from RefSeq and is a predicted model, not a curated record. The coding region runs from base 108 to 833 and encodes 241 amino acids. NCBI's taxonomy places the organism in Eukaryota, Metazoa, Cnidaria, Anthozoa, Actiniaria, Edwardsiidae.
CUCGCUCAAGCUGGUCACAAGAAGACGGGUUAGGCGACGAGUUACGAGCACGAGUUAGAGACGAGUAGACGAGUGAGAGACGAGAAGCCUUAGAUUACGCUUUAAAAAUGAGGCGUUUGAUUGUCUUGGCGACACUGUUGGUAGUGCUAGCAAUAUUGCUCGAAGAUCAUGGCGCGGAAGGACUAUUUGGUCGGCGAAGGAGGCGAAGUUCAGGAGCCCGCGGUCCCCCAGGUCCAAGAGGGCCUCGUGGUUAUAGGGGCUUUCCAGGGCCACGGGGACUUCGCGGCUAUACCGGCGCUAGGGGCCUCAAGGGAGCUCGGGGAUACCAAGGCUUGCGAGGACUGCCUGGUCAGCGUGGAUAUCGCGGGCUCAAGGGCGCAAAGGGACAACGGGGCUUGCGAGGCCUCACGGGCGCCACCGGUAAACAAGGACCGAGAGGAUGGACUGGGGCUCGUGGUCCCAAGGGCAUUCGUGGUCUCAGGGGAUUGAAAGGACCAAUAGGACCACGAGGCUUGAAAGGAUCCCGAGGGUUCAUGGGACCCAGAGGAUUAAGGGGCCUCAAGGGGACUACAGGGUCACGUGGCUACAGGGGGCUGAAAGGGAGUCGAGGCUUAACAGGCCCACAAGGGAAGACUGGGGCGAGAGGACCACAGGGACUCCGAGGAUACCGAGGGUUUACCGGAAAGCCUGGGCUCACAGGACCACGUGGUCUAAAGGGCGCCAGAGGAGCUACUGGGCCCAGGGGCUAUACUGGUAGAACAGGGCUUCGCGGGGGUACCAGGCAAAUCGGGUCGAAACGGCACUCCUGGGAAGAAUGGCAGACCAGGCGCUAAAGGAGCCAUGGGACCAAGAGGAUACAUGGGCCUCACAGGGUCCAAAGGUGCCAGAGGAGCUAGAGGUAAA